Messenger RNA from Amphimedon queenslandica, 2289 nucleotides. RefSeq lists its product as uncharacterized. Gene Ontology annotation, biological process: signal transduction. Gene Ontology annotation, molecular function: protein binding. Bases 41 to 2263 code for a protein of 740 amino acids. The record is from RefSeq and is a predicted model, not a curated record. The transcript has 15 exons. NCBI's taxonomy places the organism in Eukaryota, Metazoa, Porifera, Demospongiae, Haplosclerida, Niphatidae.
CCCACCCUUGAAUUCCUGUGAGGGGUGGGGCUGUGCAGUGAUGGCUACUGAUGGAGAUAACUCUUCUCUAGGUAUUGGUGACUUGCAUGAUGUCAAAACUGAGCUAAAAGAGUUUACUACGUCUGACUGGAGGAAAUUUGGAUCAGUAGCUGGCCUCAAAUACAAUACUCUUAAUAACAUACAAGAAAACAAAACAAAAGUUGAGGAUCGUUUUGAAGAGUGCUUGGCUUGCUGGUUGAGAAGGAAGGACGAUGUUGACAGUAAAGGAAAGCCAUCAUGGAGGAGACUAGUUGAGAUAUUAGAGGAACUUGGAGAACGAGCCUUGGCUGACAAAAUUAGUAACAGAAAGGGUUUAACCUCACCUACUACUCCUGGUCAAGGCAUUUUUCUUCCUUAUAAAUUAAAAAAAGAGUAUAAAGAAAUGGAUGAUAAAUUGGGAGAUAUAUUAGUCCAUUUUGCCAAAGAAGUUUUUAGAAUGAAGAUAUUGAAUGAGCUUAAGCCUAAAAUGUUAUGUCGUUGGCGAUUAAGUAAAAAAGAAAUUGAUGACUUAAAGGAUGAGUGUGAUUUAACAAUCUUGCUUCGGAGUCAUUGUUUUUUGUGGGAAUUUGAUGCACUAAAAAAAUUAACAGAGGAUGCAAAAAUGACUGAUAUCACAAAGAAUUUAACUGAAUUAGAAGAGAAACGAAAUAAGAUGUACAAGGAUAUUCCAGCAAAGGAUUUUGCAAAAACUGCCAUUGAAUAUUGUGGUACAACUGGUAGUAGAGAGGUGACAUUUGAAGUGACAUGGGGUAUUGAUGAAACAACACUUAAAGAUUUUAAGAAAUUUCUCCAAGAUGCCUUUAGCAGUCAAGACAUUUACAUGUACAUUCAGUUGAAGACUGUCCACAAUAGUCGACUGACAUUUGUUUGUGUGAUACCACAUUGGCUAGUGGAUGAGAUGAAGGAUUAUGUUAUGAAGAAUGGUGACCUCUUUGAGUCUAAAGGAGUAGUUGAAAUUACUGUUGAUGGAACUAUUGUAUUCAGUGUGAAACAUUCAUUGGAGCCUCAUCAGUUGUCAUUAGAGAAUGAAGAAAAGAAGAAAGAGUCAUUGCAGCAGAAUGAGGAGGAAGCAGAAGAAAAAUAUAUGGAUCAGCAUUAUACACAAGAAGACAGCAGAUCUAGAACAUUUAAAAGCACUGCUCCACCAGCUGCACCUUAUACUGGACUGGUGUAUCAUGAGAAGAAGGAAGAUCAACAUUUGAUAAUAUCUACUGCGGCAAGACACAAGGAUAUUAAAACUGAAGAGCUACAAAUGCUUGAGAAAGAACUUCAGGAGAACAUCAGUAGCACACUAUCUGUUCAGGAGCAUGAAAACAUCAGUAGCAAAGAUCAAAUGACAGAAGUUAGUGAAACUACUAAGCCAUCUACGGGUAUAAAGGAGGCUAUGAUAUAUUCUGGUCUGAUUUAUUAUGAGAAAAACUUAGUGACAUUCAUUGCAGCUAAAGAUCUGUUUCUUCUUCAGAAGUAUGUUCAAACAGAGUAUCCUCAAGCAGAAAUAGGACAGCAUGUCCCCUUUAGUUUUGAUCCUUCAAGUGAUUACAUUGAGUUGAUACUUGAUGCUCCACAGGAUGAGUCAUUUCAAGGUUGGACUAUAGAACCAGAUACUAUACCUUGCAGGUUGUAUCGCAGUGAUAUUGAUGCAUUUGGUGGUGAAGAUCAUUGUCACCCACCAUCUUGUCAUAUUUCAAUACCUGAUGCUGUUCCUACUCUGAAGUACUCCAUAAGACUGGUGGGUAUGGCUGAUCCUGUUAAAUUAAAAAUUCAUCAAUCACUAGGAACUGUAUCAAUAGAUCCUACUACCUCCUCCUCCUCUUCUAAUAUAGUACAUGAUUCAACGUCAGUAGAUCUAUCAUCCACUGGAGGAGCUAGUUUAUCAGCUAGUGUUGAUAUUGAGAGAGUUAAGAAAGUGAUCAAUGAUGUUCUUGAAACUCAUUAUGCUCGCUAUCUUAACUCUUUAUCAUCUGUCAAUGCUCUUGCUGAUCAGUUAUUCAAAGCUAAGCUCAUUCGUAAUGAAGUUAAAGACCAUCCUUCGAUGAAAGCAUUCAUUACAGAGUUCAAGGCUAAUCUUAAUGCUAAGAUGACAUUAUCUCAAGUUCAGGAGCACUGUCAAAAGUUCUUAGACUCAUUCAGUGUUAUAGGAGGCAAUGAUGCUCAUGCAGCAAUAGCUUUAGCUAAGGAAUGGAAUGAACUAGUGGGAUUUGACUUUAGUGUACAGUAUUUUUAGAUCUAUGCAGUCUAUAACAAUAAAAA